UUUUUUUUUUUAGAACAAAUCUUUUUCUUUUUUUUCAUUCUUUUUUUAUUAUUAGACUCAUUUUUUGUUAACCAUGUCUUAUAUGCCUGAUACGAGCACAGCUGCUAGUGCAGCUAGAUCAGCUGAUCGUAGUAAGCGUCGUUCAUUAGCUGCUUUACAAAAGGUUAAACGAGUUCGUAUCGGUGAAAAGGAAUCUGAAGAAUCUAAACAACUUCUUAAUAAGCUAUUGGCCUCUACAGAUGAAUCAGAACGUAAAAGCUUAGCUGAAGAGGCUGCUGGUUUUGCUAAUCAUUAUGGUAUUCGUGCUCUUAAAGCUUGCCAUUUAUUCCCUGCUAUUUCAACCGAAUUAUUUGCUAAAAAGGUGCGUAGUCCUCAAGCUCUUGGUGCUCUUGAGUUGACACAAGCUUUGAUUACCUCAAAUGCUCUUUUGAGAGGACAAAUUGAGCCUCAUUUAAUUACCCUCAUGUCUCCUCUUUUGGAACUUCAAGCUUCAAAGGAUAAGUCGUUGGCUGAAUUAGCAGGACAGGUAACACGCAAUCUUGUGAAAGCAUUCAAUCCUAUCGCCACCCGUCAUAUCGUCACUUAUUGUUUAGAAGGUCUUGAAAACUCGAAAAAAUGGCAAACCAAGAUGUUAUCUUUGGAGGUAAUCGAGAUCUUAGCUGCCGUUAACCCUAUGCAGAUUUUGAAUUGUUUACCCGUCAUUAUUCCGGUUGUUUCGGAUUGCAUGUGGGAUACGAAGCCUGACGUCAAGGCCGCAGCAACAAAAUGUAUGACCACCAUUACUGCUUUAUUGGAUAAUAAAGAUAUUGAACGCUUUAUCCCUGCUGUCAUUCAAUGUAUUAACAAUCCUGAAAAGGUCCCUGAAACGAUCCAUCAAUUGGGUGCAACUACCUUUGUUCAAGAGGUGGACUCUGGUACAUUAGCUUUGAUGGUUCCUCUUUUAAAUCGUGGAUUGCGUGAACGUCAGACACCUAUUAAACGUAAAUCUGCAUUGAUCAUUGAUAACAUGUGUAAGUUAGUAGAUGAUCCUGAGGUCGCCGCUCCUUUCUUACCUGUCUUGUUGCCUGCUCUUGAACAUGUCCAUGAGACUGUGGCUGAUCCUGAAUGUCGUGGUGUUGUUAAGAAAGCUGUUGAUACCUUGAAACGUAUUGGUGGUGGCGUUGAUAUUUCAACUAUCAUGACGAAUGAUCAAAAGCGUGAAAAGGUUUACAGUACCUUGGAUAAACUUAUGCCUACUAAACUUGAAGGCUUCUUUGCCCCCGUUCGUAAAUAUAUGGCUAAACUGGCUCUUGCCUUGGUCUUGGCUCGUAACUUUGACCGUAGUGCUUGGGCCUCCUCUAUGUCUCCUCAUGCUGCAACCUGGUUGUUAGUUACAGGUCGUGAACAUGAAGAUGGUAGUGAAGAAUUGGAUUCAUCUGCUGAAAAGCUUGCUUUAGCGGCCUUAAGCUCUUGUGAAGAAGCUAUCGCUCCUCAAUCAGGUGAAGAAGAAGAACUUGAAGAAGGAGAAGAACUUUGUAACUGUGAGUUCUCUCUUGCAUAUGGUGCUAAAAUCUUGUUAAAUCGUACUCAUUUACGUUUGAUGCGUGGUCGUCGUUAUGGUCUUUGUGGUGCUAACGGUUGUGGUAAGUCUACCUUGAUGCGUGCAAUCGCUAAUGAGCAAGUUGAAGGUUUCCCACCUCGCUCCGUUCUCAAGACGGUCUAUGUUGAACAUGAUAUUGAUGGUUCAGAGGCUGAUACCGGUCUGGUAGAUUUCAUCUUGAACUCUGAAGGUGUUGAAUGUCAAGAUAGAGCUGAAAUUGCACGUAUCUUGAAAAAUUAUGGUUUCACUGAUGAAAUGGUUCAUCAUCAAGCUAUUGGUUCACUCUCUGGUGGUUGGAAGAUGAAACUUGCCUUGGCUCGUGCUAUGUUGAUGAAUGCUGAUAUCCUCCUGUUAGAUGAACCUACGAAUCACUUGGAUGUAGUCAACGUGGCUUGGUUGGAGAAUUAUCUCUUGGGACUCAAGACCGUUACUUCUAUUAUUGUCUCUCAUGAUUCAGGCUUCCUUGAUCAUGUCUGUACAGAUAUUAUCCAUUAUGAAGGUAAUUAUAAGUUGAAGCGUUAUCGCGGUAAUCUCUCUGAAUUCGUCAAGAAGGUUCCUAGAGCUGCUGCCUAUUAUUCACUUGAAGCUGCACAGACUGUUUUCCAUUUCCCUGAACCCGGCUACCUUGAAGGUAUCAAGACUAAGGAGCGUGCAAUCUUAAAGAUGAAGAACGUGGAUUUCCAAUAUCCUGGUUCCUCUAAGAAACAACUUAUUGACAUCUCAAUGCAAUGCUCUCUUGCCUCUCGUGUUGCUGUUAUUGGCCCUAAUGGUGCUGGUAAGUCUACAUUAAUCAAAUUAUUAACUGGAGAACUUGAAUCUGAAGUGGGUACCGUUUGGCGUCAUCCUAACUUACGUAUUGCCUAUGUUGCUCAACAUGCCUUCCAUCAUAUUGAAAAGCAUUUGGACAGUACUCCCAACGAAUACAUCCAAUGGCGUUACGCUACUGGUGAAGACCGUGAAGAACUUGACAAGAACGACCGUAUGAAUGCUGAAAGUAAUAAGAAGGCCGCUGAGCAAGUCUUUAUCAUUGACGGAGAAAAGCGAGUACUUGAGGAUAUCGUAGGUCGUCGUAAACUCAAGCAAUCCUACGAAUAUGAAGUAUCUUGGGUUGGCCGUUCCUCUGUUGAUAACACCUGGAUCUCUCGUCAAAAACUGGAAGAUAUGGGCUUUGGAAAGAAGAUUGCUGAAGUAGAUUCUGCUGAGGCAGCCAAGAUGGGUUUAUUGCGUCCAUUAACCGCCAAAGAAAUUGAAAAACACUUGGCUGAAGUUGGUCUAGAGCCUGAGUUUGCCUCUCACUCACACAUUCGUGGUCUCUCUGGUGGACAAAAGGUCAAGCUUGUGAUUGGUGCAGCCAUGUGGAAUAGACCUCACAUGUUAGUCCUUGAUGAACCUACCAACUACUUGGAUCGUGAGUCAUUAGGUGCUCUUGCAACAGCCAUUCGUGAAUAUGGAGGUGGUGUUGUGAUAGUAACCCACAAUCGUGAAUUCUCCGAGGCACUCUGUAAUGAAGUUUGGAAGGUCGAAAAUGGUCGUUUGACCCCUUCAGGUCAUAACUGGGUUUCUGGUAAUGGUACAACUGCUAUUAAAGAAGAAGAAGCAGAAGAUAUGGUGGAUGCUCAAGGUAAUACCAUCAAGGCUACUCAAAAGAAGAAGAAAUUGACUUCUAAGGAACUUCGUAAGAAGAAGAAAGAGCGUAUGGAGCGUCGUAAACGUGGUGAAGAAGUUUAUACUACAGACGAAGAAUUGUAAA
Molecule: messenger RNA, 3329 nt
Organism: Cokeromyces recurvatus
Lineage: Eukaryota; Fungi; Mucoromycota; Mucoromycetes; Mucorales; Mucoraceae
Product: P-loop containing nucleoside triphosphate hydrolase protein
Exons: 1
Coding region: 74-3328 (1084 amino acids)
Molecular function (GO): ATP hydrolysis activity; ATP binding; translation elongation factor activity
Source: RefSeq, a predicted model, not a curated record